Molecule: messenger RNA, 772 nt
Organism: Somion occarium
Lineage: Eukaryota; Fungi; Basidiomycota; Agaricomycetes; Polyporales; Cerrenaceae
Source: the annotation of a GenBank genome assembly
AUAUCGCGCGCGCCGUGUAUUUCAUACCCAUUCCAAUGUAUAAAAAUGCCGCGCUGUCGUUAGCAGCCAAGUUGAUGAAACAGUUGACGAGAACACAAUUUCACCUGGCUAUAUUUGUCCAUUCAUCCGAUGCGCCCAUAAUAUUACCCUUACAAGGGUGGCAAUCGGUGACGCAUUGUCAAUUCCUGGUGCAGGAUCAGUUUAUCUGGAUGGUCUCCAAUUGUAUUACCCGUCCUUGCAGGAUCAGGACACCGGUUGUGAUCAAAACAUUCCAAGGAGAACAGUACUUAAGCUUGGACUACUGUGUACAACGGAGUCCAAUCAACCUCACCACUAUCUUUACACUCUUCGACUCCACGUUUUCCUCUUGCAUUCAUCUCACUCAUCAGUCUACGUCGGUUCUUUCCAGUCUUGCUCACAUGUUGGCACAAGCUUCAUCAAUGUUCCUGCUCAUUUCGACCGUAUUCGCUUCAUCGGUCAUCGCUGCGCCCACAUUCGCCCACCCUGACUUUUCAGACGGCCCUGGAGCUAUCAUCGACUACUUACGCGGGUAUGGCGGUAACGGAAACCCAGGAUCAUAUCAACCAGGAUCAAGCUUCUUUGGCUAGGCUAGGGCCUUCCCCUUGAUAGCCUGAGGCUCGACGGAAAUUUACUAUGGGAUAACAUUUGGCAGAAGAGGAGUGACUUAGGAAUGGUUGAUACUUUUGCCUCGAUAUACUGCGAAGAUGUGUUCUCGAUGAGUGAUGGCAUCUCAUAAAACCCUUGGAAGUGU